AUGUGUGAUGUUCCAUGGCUCUUUAGUGUGGACAAGCUGAAGUUGCUGAUGCAACAGUUAGAAGGUUCUUGCAAGAAAAACCAGCUGGAAGAGUCAGAGAUAGUGUUAUGUGAUCUACUGAGGCUGACCAGCGGGAGUCAUCGAUGCGUGGCAUUUAUGCAUCACGCCAUAGGGCCUUACUUCAACGGCAGCUCCCUUGCAGGAGCACUUUCUCGUUGGCGGUAUCAUGAUGAUGAUGAUGAAGAGGAGAGGAGGAGGAGGGGAAUAGUGAUGAUGAUGAUUAUAAUGAUGAGGAAUAGUAUGAUGAUGAGGAUGAUGAUGAUGAUGAGGAGGAGGAGGAUUUAUGAUGAUGAUGAUGAAGAGGAGGAGGAUGAUGAUGAUGAUGAUGAUGAUGAUGAUGAUGAUUAUAAUGAUGAGGAAUGGUAUGAUGAUGGUGAUGAAGAUGAUGAUGAUGAUGAGGAGGAGGAUUAUGAUGAUUAUAAUGAUAAGGAAUAG
Messenger RNA from Macrobrachium nipponense, 495 nucleotides. RefSeq names its product aspartic acid-rich protein-like. The record is from RefSeq and is a predicted model, not a curated record. The coding region runs from base 1 to 495 and encodes 164 amino acids. NCBI's taxonomy places the organism in Eukaryota, Metazoa, Arthropoda, Malacostraca, Decapoda, Palaemonidae. The transcript is spliced from 3 exons.